AUGGCCCGGUCGGGCUCGGUGGGGCCGGCCCUGCGGCUCCCGUCCCCUCCCAGUCAGGCGGCGUCCGAGGAGGAGGCCGAAGAGGAGGAGGAGGUGGAGAGGCGGCUGCUCAUCCCCCGGUCGUCGCCGGUCCCCCGCCCCCGGGACACGCCGGUCACCUCGGACGACGAGGCCGAGGCGGCGGGGGCCCCGACUAGGCCGCACUCCCGGCACCCUCUGCGGCGGGUGUUGUUCGCCGAUGAGGCCCUGGGGCUGCCCCUGGCCCAGCUGAGGCGGUACCAGCCCUGGUGGGGGGACGACGCCCCCGAGGACAGUCCCCCCCCGAGUUGACCCUGGGAGCCCCCCCCGACCUCCAGCUUCUACCUCCUGCCCGGCUUCGUGCUGCCCCCCGCCCCGGGCCGGCUGGACCGCCUGCGCCGGGCCAUGGUGGAGCUGGAGGACCUGCUGCCCCCCGAAGACCCCGGGGACCGCCGGGUCCCGGUGCUGCGGGGCCUCAUCCGCGUCCUCAACCUGUCCUACCACAAGUCAGUCCACGUGCGGGCCACGCGGGACCGCUGGGCCACCUACCAGGACCACCCGGCCCACUACGUGCCCGGCGGCUCGCCCGACGGCGGCCAGACGGACCGCUUCGCCUUCCAGCUGGCCUUCGACCCGCCCGGGAGGGGAGCGGGCGAGGGCCCGGUUGCCCGCGACGGGGCCCGCAUUGACUUCGUGGUGCGCUACCAGACGCCCGAUGCCGUCUAUUGGGCCAACAACCAAGGCAAGAACUACACCGUGGUCCUGAAGGAGACCGCCGCGGCCAGGGCGACGAGCCUAGGGGCCCUGCCCGCGCCGCCGGCGAAGCCCCUCUUCCGGGAGGUGGAGACGAAACAGCUGAAGAGUUGUAUGAAACCUGUCAGAAACAGGCAAAACGAGGAAGGACUAAGAAGAGUGAAUUUGGAGGAAACCAUCUCUGUUGCUGACUGGACCAGUGAAAAGGAGGUACUGAGCAAAAUAACAGCACCCACAGCUCUACAACCAGGGCUUCAAAAGAUACAGGUUCCUGAGGUCACCGUGACGAGCACCUCCCCAGAGAAAAAGGAGUUUUCCCGAGACAAACCUGUCAUUUUUACUGAGUCUCCCCAAGCUCCAGCCAUCAAAAUCCAUCCUAAUGUGCUGAACUUCCUGGGUGACCAGGAGGGUCUCCUCGUAAGCCAAGGUGUGCAAGAUUCGGGAGCGAGCCAGGGUUUGAAAAAGGAGGUGGAACCUCUGGCUGUGGGUGUCAAGAAGCAGGCCGAAGAGAUUGGAGUUUUGGGGUCCGUGAACGGACAACGUAGUCUGCUGGGUUGGAAUAGAAGAGAGCUCUCCGCGGAAGGUCCUCUCAAGGAGCAUCCUUCGGACAGUCAGACCUGGAGAUGUAAGGACCUCUCCAGGUCAGAGGAGUCCCAGAAUGAAGACGCCGUCGACAAGGAGUUGGAACAACUCUACCUGUCUCAUUUGAGCCGUCUACGCGCCGCGGAGCUGCAGGAAGCCGGCCACGCCAAAUGGCCCGACUCCGGUGUCGAGGGGGCUGGAGAUUUUGGAUUUCAGCAUUCCCAUCCACACGGUCUCCUCACGGACCGGGAUCUAAUUCUGAAGUGGACGGGCCCUGAGAGAGCCUUGAAUAGUUCCCUGGCCGAAGAAAUCACUCUGCACUAUGCUAACGCAGUGCAAGGAGUGGAGCUGAUAGAUGACACGAAAGAGCGCGAUGAGGAGCUGGAUGUUUCAUCCGGUGCUGAGGAAUCACCUUGCAACUUGGAAGGAGACGCGCUGCAGGCAUCUCCUCCAGAAAUCGUUACUCUGCCUCUGGCCUUGGAAGAUGCGUCAGGGGCAUUAAGCGAAGUGGGGCCUCUAGGGGUAAAGGUCACUUGCGAUGAGGUCCGAGGUUCAGGGAAGGGAAGUCUAAGAGUUGUAGGAAAGGCUGUUUUCUUUCAGGAUCGGGAGGAAGAGAAAUUCCCGCUACCUGACGGUUCUCAGCGUGAAAGUCCCCGGGUGACCGAGGUGCGAGAUUCCUCAGCUACGGUCCUAACGGCAACAACUGACUCUUACACCACAGAGCCCUCCUUUAAGCCUUGUGAUAGCAGCGUCCUUCAGUCCGGGAAUGAGCUAACAUCCCUGGAGAUGAUGGGAAAAGAACAGGGCCAGAUUAACCUACCGGAGGCGAACGUGCUCACGCCAAAACAGCCCGGAGGCUUUGUCGAACCCUCUCCCGGGGGUCAGGAAGAAGGGUUCCUAUUGACCAGCAAUCCCAGUCUCCUAGUGAGUGCUCCAAAGCCAGAGCUCCCUGAGAACAGACUCUUUGAGUUUUCCACCAAACUCCAGAAGGCCCUCCUCCAGUCUCUGCAAUUUCUUGGCUUGUUGGUCUUCCUCCCUGUUGUGUUGAAUAGCUGCAUGUCCUUAGUGGCCAUCGUACUGUACCUUUCUCUGGAAUGGCUCCUGUGAAUCGUUGCGGGGGCUGGAGGGGGCGGGGGUGGGUCGUCCGUCGUUCGGCAACCCGGGAUUCCCGGAUUGAGGCCCGAGGCAGGAUCAGAAUUCCUCACCCACUGGGUGAAUCCAAAGAUGCUCUGCAAUGGAAGGGGCCCCAUCGACCCCAGCCAUGAAAGAACAAGAGAGUUCAAACUGACCUUUAAAGCCCACACGAAGGCCCCCUUUAGGUUCUCCUCAACGCAAAGCUUCCCCCCAUUCAGCCUUGCCUUCCUCCCGGCCCCCAGUCAUGAAUAGGUUGCUGUGCGUCUGUUCUCUCAGACGAGAGAACUACAGAGAGCAUGAAAGAGGUUGUAAAAUGGCAUCUGGUGGGCAGAGGAGCCCAUAUUUAUUUUUGUACAGUUGUUAAGGUGAAGUGAGGCAAUAGUCCUAAGCUGGUCUUGCGGCACAAUCCCUAGAUAUAUUUAUUAACUACCCGUUUCCAAAAACCACUGGAGGGUUUUUUAAUUUUAAUUUAUAUAGAGAGAGCUCUAGCUGCCAAACUAUCCUAAGAGAAAUGUUUUGUCUUUAUGUGUGAUCAUCUGCCGUCUAGGUACUGGGUGAAUGGAGUUUAAAUGCUGUCGGAUGAACUUUGAGGCGAUGACGACUACUGCUUCUAUGCAUAAUGCUUUUUUCCAAAUGUACUUCCUCUUUGGGGUGAGCGAACUUUGGCUCAGGAGGGCCUAUAUUAAAUAAAACGUCAGUGAUUGACAGUGAUUAGAAAACAACAGCAGGCACUCGGCAGUUACGUUUUUUCCAAGUGUCUGCUCUGGGCUCGAGACAAGCCCCUCAACCUCUCUAGUCCUCAGUUUCCCACCUGCGACUUGGAGCUGAGGUGAACUAUGAGACUUCGGCAAAGGACUUAAAGAUCCUUACGUGGAAGACACUAACAGAGUAGCAGGGUUUUGCUCACUCUGUUAUUAAACACUCACUGUCUGGCAACUGGUUUCCCCACUAGGCAAAUAGUGGCAAGGCUGCAAACCCAAGUUAAAGAAUGUAGGGAGAGAGCAAACGAGUACACAUCCAGAUAGCUUUAAAAAAUUAACACUAAAGCUAGAAGUUUCGGGUAAUUGCCUGUCAACAUAUAGAUGGAGAGCUGCUCAGUAUAUAGUGUCACCCAUCGCUUUCCAUUCUGUGGUCUCGGAGUUUGGGUGUUCCAUUGGGUUUUUACUGGGAGGGAGACUAGAGCUGAGCCCAGGAUUGAUUUCAGUUGGUUCCCCUUUUGCUUCUCAGGUUUUCCAUUUCCACAAGCAUGGGCCGCUAAUAAGUGUGGCCAGAGAGUGACUCGGCUUUUUAUUGUUGAUUUUUUUGGCAGGCUCUUCGGGCUUGGGAAGAGACAAAUGAGGGGGGCGAGGAGGGUAGGUACCCUCUCUCAUCUGCCCUCCCUUUAGCAGCGAACGAGAGAGGUCUUGAAUUUAAAUCUUGACUGAGUUUCCAGUUGGCUGCAAGCCAAACUUGAGGUAACGUAGUCUCUCUCAUCUCUGGGUUAGCUAGAAAAUGAUGUGCUUUCAAUAAGAAUUUUAAUCUGUUCAGGGCAUGAAUCAUGCUACGUUUAUUUUUCGGAAGCCAAACCCCCUUUAAAGAAGCAGCUGAGUGCCGUUCACACUCUCAGUGAUAGGGAAAUAUGUGGGAUGAGCAAGGAGCGAUUUGAUAAGCGGCUAAUUUUAGCGACUAGGUUUUUGAAAUACUGGAAAGGUUCUAGUUAACAGGGCUUUCCGGAGGCCCAACACUCUUUUUGGAAAGCACCUCAUUUUAUUAAUGUCUCCUUCAGAACUCCUGAUGGAUUGCCAAAACUCCAAGAAAGAGGGAACUGAAAACAAAGAUGGCACAGCAUUCUGGGUGGCCACUUCCAAAAAGUUAGUACCUGAGCUUCGGUUUAGGGCCCCACCUCCCCCUGCUCCCUUUCCCAGGUUUGUGUGGGAAUAGAAAUAUAUUUGAGUUUCAAUGAGGUACUCCUUAUCUUUUUAAAAAAAAAUUGGCUUAUCUUUUUUAUCAAAUGUGCUAACUCUUGGUUAGGGCCAUCUGGGUUUUAUUUCAAGUGAUGUAGGAGAAGCAGUCAAAUUCAGGUGUUUUAUUUUCAGUGCCAACAGGCAGACCCUGCUGACUUGAAGUUGCACCUUCCUUCUGAUGUGUGAUUUAACUUAUGCCUUUGCAGUGUAUUUUUGCCAGGGCAGUUGGACUGCCCAUGUGUCCCUGACAUGGGCAGCUGGGCCCCGAGAAAGUUUGUUAGCUACUUUUCCAGUGUGGAAUAAAAAACCUGGGCCCCUGCCUCUUUGCAGAGUACAGGACCAGGAGGAUAAAUAAGCCCUUGGAGAGCCAGACUACCUCUCCUUACUCCAGGUAGUAGCCAGUAGUAGUAAUAGUAUUUAUUAAGCACUUACUGUUGCAGAGCACCUUACUAAGCGCUGGGAGAGAUGACACU
Messenger RNA from Tachyglossus aculeatus (Australian echidna), 4903 nucleotides. RefSeq names its product protein phosphatase 1 regulatory subunit 3F (gene PPP1R3F). Gene Ontology annotation, cellular component: protein phosphatase type 1 complex. Lineage: Eukaryota; Metazoa; Chordata; Mammalia; Monotremata; Tachyglossidae. Gene Ontology annotation, biological process: regulation of glycogen biosynthetic process. Gene Ontology annotation, molecular function: glycogen binding; protein phosphatase 1 binding. The record is from RefSeq and is a predicted model, not a curated record.